UAUAUUCCUGAAUCUGCCCCUUUUAGACAAACCGAAAUGUAAUAAGUUCUUCCCAGACUCAAACUCUAUCGUGACACAAAGAUGGACUGCACGUCCAUGUCCGGCAUUAAACAUGAAACCUGAGACUUUUGCACCAACAAAGCUUGUUCGCUCUGAUGUGUUCUGCUGCCUCAUGCGUGCAAUAAACAUUGUUUUUCUUCUUCCUGUUGGCCUGAAGGCAACAACAUAUGUUAACCACAGUAAAUGAAUAAUGCAUGUUCGUUUAGACUUUGUGACUGAUGCGUACCUCCCAACAUGCUAUAGUACGCCCCUAAGGCAAAGUUACAACCUUCAGAGUAAUCCCGUCUUUCUGUCACACAGAGUAGAUAAUGGCGUACAUCUCGCACAGCCGCAGAGAUCAAACCUCAUGUGACUGUUAAUCAAGUGAAGUUAGGUUAUUUAAACUUAUUCAAACAUGAAAGAUAUAUAUAUAUAACUACCCUGCAAACCCUGAGGCUAUGUGUUUGAGUUGGCCGUUGUUCUUGUGAAGACAUAUCUUCCUUUGACGGUUGCAUGUAUAUAACUGUGGUUAACUUGUUAGUGUCAUCAAGGUGUAAUUUAGUUGAAUUUCACUAAUGUGCAGUGAAACCAAAACUGAAGGUGGUGGUUUAAUAUUCGCAUGUCAGUGGAGAUUAUUGUUCAGGACAUGAAAUAGAUACUGAACAUUCUUGUAGUUAUUUUUAAUUUUUGUUAUUUUAUGGUCUGUCCCCUCCAGUUAAUGUUUUAGAAAUCCCAACCUUGUCUCUGUAAUUCUUUGUAAGUAAUUAUGUGGUUCAGCUUGAUCUUUUCCAAACACUCUCCUCCCCUCCUGGCAGGAGAGUGAAGAAACAAGACAGAACAGGUAAAACAGCCCCGCGCAGGUUGUGUAUGAUAUGCUGAUGGUUUUCAGGUGGGUAUAUAUGGAACUGACAGAUUGAAGCUUUAAAGCAGUUCAGGAAAAGAGGGACAGCUUCAUUUAAUCGCUUUUUUCUCCAGUCAAACUCAGAUGCCAUCUGUAUUUCCUGUUCUUAGUCCAGGACAUGCUCACACAAACAAACACAGAGUGCUGCGUUUUAACCCCAACCUACCUCUUAACCAAACCGCUUACCAUAAUCUAAACCCAAUUCUAACCAUAACAUAUACCCAACCUUACCCUUACUUUAGCUUUAACCUUAACCCAACUUAACCCUUUAUUUAAACACAACCUAACCAUAACGUUAAUAUAAACUAAAAUCUAACCCUAUCGUAACCAUAAUCUAACCCCAAACUAAACCUUACCCUAACUAUAAUAUAACCCUUACCCUAUCCAUAAUCUAAACCCAACAUAAACCGAACUAUAACCUUAACCCAAACUAACCCUUAAUCUAACUAUAACCUAAACCUAACCAUACCUAAACCCAUUUCCCCUUGACCCUCACACUAAAAGUGAGGACGGACCUCACUCUGAAAGGUCUCUAGACCACAGACUGUAUAUAAAGGGUCCUAACAAAGAUACACGCACGCACACACACUUGUUGGAGAGCCCUACAGGCCACGUGACAGAGGUGUGCAUGUUUCUGCUCAGUGUGAGGGUGGGUGUGUUUUGUCUGUCAGGGUAACACCUGUCGGGCGGUGCCGCCGGCGGGAUGAGUGUGUGUGUGUGUGUGUCUCGUUCACUCCGUCAUGUCUGAGUGCUAAUGGAGCGGGUCACGGGAGGAGCAGCGGACCUCAUGAAGUUGUUGUCGGUGUCUGGAGACCUGCUGCUCGGCUGCUUCGACUCGAGGCGACGCGUUAAUGCGGCUCCUUCCUCCGGAGAGAGGAGAAGUUCCUGAAGUGUGUUCCUCUGAAGUGUUCUGGUUCUCUGGAGGGUUCUGGUUCUCUGGAGGGUUCUGGUUCUCUGGAGGGUUCUGGUUCUGGUCAUGGCUCUGUCCCAGCUCCAGUGUCUUGACGACAACCACGUGAACCCGCGCACGCAUGAGUCCAAAGUGGAGUUCCUGUACUGUGAGGACCAGAGGCUCGCGCUCGAGGCUUUCCUGCGGGAUGGUCGCGAGGCGCUGGUCAAGCUCCAGCAGGAACGAGGCCUGCGGGGUUUCCUCUCGGAGCCGGAGAUGGAGGCUCUGGCCGCGGCGGUGGAGCCCUACGACCCGGGCUCGGAGCUGUACCCGGGGGACGCGGAGGACGACGAGCCCCCGCUGUCACUGCACUACUGGCCCGAGCUGUCGGACACCUCUGUCCCGCAGAUGGACCUGGGCUGGCCCGACAGUGACUCGUACCGGGGGGUGACGCGCGCCACCGUGUACGCGCAGCCACCGCUGGAGGGUCAGACGCACAUCAAAGAGGUUGUGAGGAAGAUGAUUGCGCAGGCGCAGAAGGUGAUUGCAGUGGUCAUGGAUGUCUUUACUGAUGUCGACAUCUUCAGAGAUUUGCUCGACGCUGGUUUCAAGAAGAGGGUUUCUGUCUACAUCCUGUUGGAGCGCACAAGUCUACCUCAUUUCCUGUCCAUGUGUCAGAGGGCCAACAUGCACGCCGGGCACCUCAAGCACCUUCGUGUUCGCUGCUCAGAAGGAUCAGAGUUCUGCACUCGGUCAAGCUAUAGGGUCAAAGGGCAACUGGGACACAGAUUCAUGUUCGUCGAUGGAGCCAAAGCUGUGUCGGGGUCGUACAGUUUCACUUGGAUGUCAUCACGGCUGGACAGAAACCUCAUCACCGUGGUUACAGGCCAGGCAGUGGAUGCCUUCGACCAGCUGUUCCGCUUCCUUUACGCUAACUCCAGCUAUGUUGACCUCCGGCAGGUUGCCACGGAGCCCGCACCGGAGCAAGAGCCCCUCCAACAGCCGGCCCCUGUGGCCCCUCCUUCUGCUGCUGAUUUAAGGAAAAUGUACAACCCUAAAUAUGCCGUGCUUAUGGCAGGGAGCCCUAAUAUGACCCCGUCCUCUGGUCCGAAAGAGCCCCAAAAAUCAGAGAACUCCAAGGACCCUGAAGUCCCGGGAAGCAAGAAGAGGAGGCAGAGGAAGAGCAGUAAAGACGCUCCACAGGAGGCUCCUCCCCUCCAUCCUGGACUUUCCAAUUUAGAAAAUUUAGAAAAGGCAUGCUUGAUCUCAUAUCUACCCACCUGGCCAGAGCCUGACCCCCCUAGUGAUGUAAUUGGAUUCAUUAACAUUCGGGAUGCCAGCAAACCAACUCAGGUCCAUCUGCAGCGAUCUGAGAGGUUUGAAACAAGCCAAGCAAUCAGGUUUAGCAGUCCAUUCAGCAUGCCCAAGGAAAUCCUGCCAGAGGUCGCCCAGCCCAGACAGUUAACUCCUAAUCAAGAGACGGAUAAACACCAGACAACAACACAAACUAAAGCAAACGCUGAAGAGUCUGUGGUGGAUGUUAAUCAGGCAACACAACUGAGUGCAGAGCCUGAUGAUAUCAAAACAAAAGAGAAAUCAUCCACAACGGGGCGAAAGUCUGAACCUGUCAAAGACACAAAUCAGGCUCUCGACGCAGAAGGUGAACUGCAUUCAAACACACCCACCAACCAAGAUACAGGUCACAACACUACACCUCAGCUCAGUGCACACACGCCUUCUCAGUCCAGCAGCAACACAUCCACUCCCAACACUGGCAAGAGUUCACACAGCGCACAAACUUUAACGACAAGCAGUCCUGAGCCACAGUCCCUCCCUGGAUCAAACGCUGAAAAAGAAGCAGAACCUUGUUUAAACCCACAGAGCGCCGCUGUGCACAGGACACACACCCCGGAGUCGAGUGAGUCUGAACAACACACACAAACAAAGACAGAGGUGUCACAGGCAGAUUCACACACGCAGACACACAACGUCCAGAAUCCCACUCUCCACAGCCACAUUCCCACCUCCUCUGCUCCUCCUCUGCAUCCUCCGCCUGUCACUUCCACCUCCUCUGCUUCUCCUCUGCACCCUCCGCCUGUCACUUCCACCCCCCUCUCUGAAAAAAAACACAUGCCCUCCACUACAUCUACUUCUGUGCCCUCCACCAGCUGCUCCUCUUCCGUUCCCCCUCCUCUCUCCUCUUCUACAACGCUGCACCCUCCCCUCCCUCCGUCCUCUGCAUCCCCUCCUUCGACCCUGAUUGCACCCAUCCCCAAACCUCGCACUGUCCGUCUGAUUGUCAAACGCAGUAGCACCAGUGAAGUCCAGAAGCUGCCAGAGGAGAUCCCGGCCAGCACUGGGCCAGGGAGUGAAUCUGAUGCAGCAAAUGUUGCGCAGACGCCUCCACCAGAAAAAGAGCCGGAGAGCGUCCAACAACUGCAGAAGAGUGGAAGCAAAACAGGAGCUCAAGAGGAGGCUGAGAACACAGGAAAUCCUGAAGAAGCUCUACAACAAAAGCAGAAUGCGUCUUCCCAAGAGACGAAGGAUGAUGGAACAGUUGGACCACAUGAUGACAGAGCAGCAACACAAUCAUCCACUGAAACCAAAACACAAGCCCAGUCAGAGUGUUUGACUGCUGACGCACCAAAGGCACAGUGUAUGAAUGUUCAAGAAAUAACUCCACAAGAAGUUGAGCAAGAGAGUUUGACGCCAUCAGAAAGUGAAAUCCUCCCAAAGAAGGAGAGUGGAUGUGUAGCCACAGAACAGACAGACACCAAGGCACCAGAAAAAACCUUCACAGGCUCUGAGUCUGCUGAAGUGCCAAAUGAAAAAGGUGAAGAUGUGAUACAGAGCAGAACAUACCUUGCAAGAGCACAUGAACCUCAGAGAAUAUUAUACUGUGAAGUGAAUGCACCUGAUUCUGCCACAAUGAACGCACACGUACCCAAAGACAGUCUGCAAGGUGUCACAUCAGCACAGCUCACACACAUGAAGCCAAAACACAACACACACAUCAGUAUUAACACUCAAGAAUCUCAACAGACCCCUAAAGCAUCGGCAGGGUCCCACACUCCUGAAAGACCCCAGCUCUCCGACACACACGUGACAGACCGGCAUUCGCUGACUGCUGAGCGACAGUUGCAGCCAAUUAUUUCUCCCGUACGCACCCCCACUCCAGACGGAUUUCUUCCACGCACGCCCACCCCUGACUCACAAAUGCACACUCCAGAACCACGGGCGUUCACACCAGACUUUCGAACACCUACGCCCGAUGGGUAUUUCUCCCCGAGGGACUCAAAUCUCUCCACCACAUCGGACGAGUAUUACGAAUGUAGCAGUUCUCCUUUAAACGACCCCGUGUUCGACAGAGUGGGUCACAACAACUACGGGACAACAGUGGAUCACGAUAGCUUCAUGCACACAAAUCCCCCAAAUACUGCAGCCUGUACUACCGCUAGUCCAGUGUACAUGAAUAAUACUACUUGGGUUGAGAAUGAAGCCGACAAUGAGAAAGAAAAAGAUGUAAAGAUGAUGAAACUCAAAGAUGUUACAGAGAGGAGAGGCCACGAUGAGGCCAUGGCAAGAGAACGGGGACUGGUCGAUGGAGGAGGAACUCUGGGAGAAUUGGCCAAUAACACGACAAAGGGACAGUUCACAAACAGAGCGAGACCAGACGAAGAGCAGGUAGAGGACGAGGCAGCACUGAGACCCAGCGAUGUGCAGAGGACAGACAGACCUCAGUCACCGAGAGAGACUGAGAGACAGAAGGUAUGAAUAGUGAGACAGCAGAUGCUUCCAUGCAGUUGUUUGUAUUGUUUUUGUAUUGUUAAUGAUGUCUCGCUGUAAUAAAACUACAAUCAAGA
Messenger RNA from Paralichthys olivaceus (Japanese flounder), 5692 nucleotides. The record is from RefSeq and is a predicted model, not a curated record. NCBI's taxonomy places the organism in Eukaryota, Metazoa, Chordata, Actinopteri, Pleuronectiformes, Paralichthyidae.